This is a messenger RNA of Apis florea (little honeybee), 2132 nucleotides long. RefSeq names its product G protein-coupled receptor Mth2. The record is from RefSeq and is a predicted model, not a curated record. Gene Ontology annotation, molecular function: G protein-coupled peptide receptor activity. NCBI's taxonomy places the organism in Eukaryota, Metazoa, Arthropoda, Insecta, Hymenoptera, Apidae. Gene Ontology annotation, cellular component: plasma membrane. Gene Ontology annotation, biological process: cell surface receptor signaling pathway; G protein-coupled receptor signaling pathway.
AGGGCAGUCAGUCGCGAGCUUUACGUUUCAUCGGAUGAUCACUACUAGUAACGUGAAUUUUUACGAUUGUGUCGAAAACGAUGAUUUUUCAAAGGAUUUUCUUAAUUCGAAUAAAAAAAAAUAAAAAUAUCAGAAAAAAUUAAAUUAAAUUGAAACGUAUGUUAUUUUAAAAAUAAUAGAAAAAUACGUAAAGAAAUACGUAUACAUAAAAAAAAAGAUUAGCAAGAGUAGGGAAAAAAAGGAAAAAGAGAAGGAAAAAGGAAUGAAAGAAAACGUGGAGCAAUUUUGAACGCAGGAAGGAUAUACGAAUAGGAAACAGAGAUGCAGCAUUUUUAUAUAAUUAAUCGUUUAUUUUUAUUCGUUCUAAUUUAUCAAUCGAUGAAGAUCAAUGGAGAGAAAAUGGAAAGAAGAGAGAAUUCAUUCUGUCAUCCAUUUCCUAGUAUUAUUUUGGAUCAAAAUAAAAUUAAUAAAUUCGAGAAUGGAAGUAUAGUAUACAAUAAAUUAAUGUAUCCUACUGAAUCAUAUCAUGUAUUUGGAAACAAAACAUAUGGAUGUAUAUGUAAUUUGCAAUCAUGCUUGAGAAAAUGUUGUAAACGAAACGAGAUUCUAGGGGAAGGUAUUCGACCUAAUUGUACUCGCUUAUCAAGUGAAUCAUUUAUUCAGAAAUCUCUCGUUCUCGAACGAAAUCAACUCGCAGUUGAAAUCCAAGAAAUAUCUAGAUUAAGCGAUCAGUUUUUUCUGAUAGAGGACAUGCAAUGUUCCGAAAAUUUAAGCAGACUUCUACUCGAACCAGAAAAUAUCGAAGAAGAUGCGUAUGUGUUACAAGCAAAUGGUAUUCUUCAAACUUACAAUGGCGACAAAUAUGAAGCUUGGAAUUAUUGCCUCGAUUGGAAAGAACCUUCCAAAAAAAUUGCUGUUUUGGUUUGUACAUUUAAUAUGUCUACAACGACUUCAAAUCCAGUGGAUGCCGGAAUCAUAAUUUCUAUUCCAUUCUUUUUCGCUACUUUCUUUGUGUAUGCGAUUAUUCCAGAAUUAAGAAAUCUCUAUGGAAAAACUUUAAUGUGUUAUGUGGCUUGUUUGGUGGUUGCCUAUACUUCUCUCGUCUUGGCCAAACUACUUUUUUUUAAGUACGUCUUCUGCAGCGCAAUAGCAUUCAUCAUUCAUUUUUCUUUCUUGGCUAGUUUCUUCUGGUUGAACGUUAUGUGCUUCGAUAUUUGGUGGACAUUUGGAGGCUUUCGAUCCUUACAUGGCAGCGUGAAACAAAGAGAGCGUAAAAAAUUUUUAAUAUAUUCGAUUUACGCCUGGGGUUGCGCAGCGAUUCUCACCGGAGUUUGCGCUAUUAUGGACUUUCUGCCUAAAAUUCCAAAUUAUUUAAUCAAACCAGACUUUGGAAAAAUGAAUUGUUGGUUCACAAGAGAUGAAGCAAAGGCAUUAUAUUUUUACGGUCCUAUGGGUAUCACUGUUCUUUGUAAUAUAUGUCUUUUUAUUUCUACGGCAUUAAAAAUACGACAACAUGGAAAAGAUACGGCCCAACAUCUCAGAGGUAUAGAUAGUAGACGCCAUGAUGACAAUAAACAAUGGUUUAAUCUAUAUUUGAAACUGUUCAUUGUGAUGGGUAUAAAUUGGUCAAUGGAAAUAAUAUCAUGGCUCUGUAACAAUACACCAACAUAUCUUUGGUAUCUUACUGAUUUUACGAAUACUUUGCAAGGUGUAAUUAUUUUCAUAAUUUUCGUUUGGAAAGAUAAAGUUAAAAGACUACUGUUAAGAAGAUUUGGUUGCCAUGAAAGUAAUAUUUUUUCAAGAAAUUCAACUCGUAGUGGUUGUCGUACUUGUACAUCAACAACUUCCGCUCCAUCGUUUCAGGAAAAGAUCGUCACAUAUUCGAAUGAAUCUUUUUGUGACAAAACAAUGGUCGAUAAUUAAAAGUUAGCUUUAAUCAUUUCUGUAUCGUGAUUCAUUAUGUAUCAUUUACACAACUUUAUAAAAAUAACAAAUGAAAAAAAGAAACAAAGGAAAUUUUAAUUGAACUAUAUUAGUUUUUGACAAAUCUAUAUUCGAUUUAUAUUCGACAUUUCAUCAAAAUAUCAAUUGAUAAUGAAUUAGAUCAAAUAUUGAAUGUGAAUUUUCUUGAA